CUAGUUUCGGAAAUAAAAUAACAUUAUCAAAAAUAGGCGUGAUAAUACAAUCGGUGACAUACUUUAGUUUUAGUGUCGUUGGCCAAGAAAGGCAUUAUAGGUAUUUGUUCCGUUUGUGUGCUUUUUUUAAAUUUUCUAAAAUGGCCGGUAAGGGUGACGGUGAGGGAGAAGGAAAUAUUCUUAGACUUGAAAACCAGAUUGCGGUACUUAAAUAUGUACUUUUGUUUACCAACGUAUUGGAAUGGAUUCUUGGAGCUGCAGUGUUUGUACUUUGCCUAUGGCUAAGGUUUGAAUCUGGGAUUAAUGAGUGGCUAACCAUCCUAAAUGCAUUAAACUUUUAUAUUGGAGUCUACAUACUUAUGAUCAUAGCUGCCAUUAUUAUGGUCGUAGCUGUCUUGGGCUGCAUGAGCGCACUUCAAGAAAAUUCCGUGGUACUUUUCGCGUAUAUUGGAGCAGAAGCGUUCUCAUUUAUCCUUCUCCUGGCCGGGUCCGCCGUCCUCCUAGACAACAGCGUCAGGGACUCCCAUUUCCAACCAAGGGUGCGUGAGAGUAUGCGACAACUGAUUAUGAAUGCACAGUACGAACCCGCCCGAAAUACCCUGGCCAUGAUUCAGGAAGGUAUUGCUUGCUGUGGAGCUGACGGUCCAGAUGACUACCUAACUUUACAACAACCGAUUCCGACCGAGUGCAGAGACACAGUCACCGGAAACCCAUUUUUCCAUGGUUGCGUUGACGAACUUACCUGGUUUUUUGAAGCCAAAUGUGCUUGGAUUGCUGCUCUAGCCAUGCUAAUGGCAUUUAUUAGCGUGAUGAACGCAGUCGUUUCGAUAAUCCUUAUUCAAGCAUUAAAGAAGGAAGAAGAAGAAGCAGACACCUAUCGCAAAUAGAAAUGUAAUAUUUUAAUUUCUGUUUUAAAUUUUAGCUUAAUGCAGUGAAAGAAAGUUACGAGGAUCUUUUCUAAUCUAUUAAUACUAAAUGUACAAGAGUGAUCGGAUUCAAUUAAUUUACCCUUAAUAAUAUGGGUUUAUGAUAAAUAAAGUUAAAUAAAUCUAAAUAUUUGUUUUUCAGAAUAAUUUUUUUUAUUUGGCGUUUAGAACAAUUUUUUUUUAACCUAAGGAAAUUUGAUCAUAUUUUUCAUUAAUUUUAAUAUUACCUUUAUAAUUUUAGCUGUUCUUGUUAGUAUUUACAAUAUAAGAUUUAUAAGUAUACAA
Anthonomus grandis grandis is the source of this 1211-nucleotide messenger RNA. Its product is annotated as tetraspanin-2A. NCBI's taxonomy places the organism in Eukaryota, Metazoa, Arthropoda, Insecta, Coleoptera, Curculionidae. The record is from RefSeq and is a predicted model, not a curated record. Bases 141 to 887 code for a protein of 248 amino acids. The transcript is spliced from 5 exons. Gene Ontology annotation, cellular component: membrane.